Monoraphidium neglectum is the source of this 679-nucleotide messenger RNA. RefSeq lists its product as hypothetical. NCBI's taxonomy places the organism in Eukaryota, Viridiplantae, Chlorophyta, Chlorophyceae, Sphaeropleales, Selenastraceae. The annotation marks the transcript as partial. The record is from RefSeq and is a predicted model, not a curated record. The transcript has a single exon.
GUCGCUACAGCGCUUCCAACGGCAGGCAGGCGACGCAGCUGCGGCUGCUGCUGCCGGUGCCGCACGCCAGAGCAGCAAGCGCCGCAACGAUGGCAGCGAAAAAGGAACCGUUCAUGCCGAUGUGGCCCCCGCGCCCAGCAGCAAACGGCAGCACGAGCAACCCGCUGCAGCUGCGGCCGUGACGGAAACGGAAACAGGGGUGCGGAGCGAGGCCGGCCGGCGGCCAGACGCGCCGCCCUGCCCUGCGCACCAGGAGGGGCAAGCGGAAAAGCAGCGGUCGCGGCAGCUGCGGCAAGAUGGGCAGCAGGAAGAGCUUCCUGGCAGUGAAGAGCAGCAGCACGUCCUCCUGGCACAGGAUGUGCAGCCCGGAGGCGACUUGGGCGCCGCGGCGCUUGAGGCCCGGUUUGUGGGUGCAUACUGCCAUUUGUACCUCAGCGCGUUCUCAUCAGAGCUUGAGGCUCUGGGACAGCAGCAGCAGCAACAGCAGCAGCAUGGCAGCAAGUCGACCGAGGCGGCCAAGCGGCGGCUGCAAAAGGAGCGAGGGGAUGCGGCUGGGGACGGCGGCCGCGGCGGCACGGCAGAGGGUGAGGGCACCCUGCCUGAGCUGGUGCUCUUCUGUGCAGAGGGCGCCGCAGAGGCGUGGCCUGAGGAGCAUCGGCGGCUGCUGCUGGCGAAGUGA